CGGGCUGGGGAGAGGAGAGGAGAGGAGUCGCCACCGUGAUUUCUGCUCGUCCCGCGGGGCGGCAGCGUUUGGCUUAAAAGCCAGAAAUGGCCUUGACGGUGCGUGGGCAGGAGACCGGCGGAGCGAGGAGUGCUGCAAAGCCGCUGCUCUCCGUGUAGUGAUAGCACAUCACAGAACACGCGUGGUUUCGGACGGUGUGAUUUCCUUGUAAAGAGUAACAAGGUUAAGAGAUGAGGAAUUCGAUUCCGUGAUUAAAGCAAAGAGUCCUGCUGAUGGUACUCCAAGAAGACCUGUCUUAUCUGUCAGUGCAAGAAAGAUUAAAGAUAAUGCAGCGGACUGGCAUAAUUUAAUGAUGAAAUGGGAGAGACUGAACGAUACUGGAUUUACUAUAGCAAACAAAAUUGUCAACAUGAAAAUCAGUGAGCAAUUUCAAGAUAACAAAUCAGAGAUAGCAUGUGAUAACAGUGCAACAGAGUCUGAAAAGCCAUCUCCAAAGUACAAUGAAGAGCUGGAUAGCUGCUGUGCAGAAUUACUUGAGACCUUAAAGCAUAUGACAAAAAUCCAACUCAAAAUGGAAAAGCUCUCUUUGACUGCUAAAGGAAUUUGUGACUUGGAAACAUUCCACCAUGGAGCUGGGAGUUGCACAGCACCCCUAUUUCACACAUGGCCCACACCAUACUUCUACGAGGUCUCUCUGAAGCUCUCUGAAAUGUACAACAAGGAGCUACAACUCAAGCAAACAAUUGUACAAGAUAUUGCUCAUUCUGCUGACCAGGAUCUGUUGAUGGUCUAUUUAUCAUCAUGGUUAUACCAGCCUUACAUUGAGAACAGCAGCAAACUACUCUUAGAAGCCAUGCUGUUGGAAACAGGACACAGACAGUGCUAGAACUGCAAAUACUACUGGGCUUAUUUCUGAAGAUACUUGCAUGAAAUUGAAAUGGCAAGUUUGCAAAGCUCACAAAGUAUGUUAAAUUUUUGUAAAACUUAUUAAAAAUAUUUUUCUGUAUUUAUUA
This is a messenger RNA of Rhea pennata, 1013 nucleotides long. It is a transcript of the gene CINP, whose product is annotated as cyclin dependent kinase 2 interacting protein. The transcript is spliced from 5 exons. Lineage: Eukaryota; Metazoa; Chordata; Aves; Rheiformes; Rheidae. The record is from RefSeq and is a predicted model, not a curated record. Bases 350 to 886 code for a protein of 178 amino acids.